Parus major (Great Tit) is the source of this 4214-nucleotide messenger RNA. It is a transcript of the gene TAF5L, whose product is annotated as TATA-box binding protein associated factor 5 like. Bases 1296 to 3065 code for a protein of 589 amino acids. The transcript is spliced from 5 exons. Gene Ontology annotation, biological process: regulation of DNA-templated transcription. Lineage: Eukaryota; Metazoa; Chordata; Aves; Passeriformes; Paridae. The record is from RefSeq and is a predicted model, not a curated record. Gene Ontology annotation, cellular component: histone acetyltransferase complex; nuclear protein-containing complex. Gene Ontology annotation, molecular function: transcription coactivator activity; protein binding.
UUAGGGCCGCGGGGGGGUCGGGGGGAGGCAGUGUGGAAUUGGCAAAGCGUCAUUCGUGGAUGGUGAGCCAGAUCUCGGUCCAAAUGCAAAUGGAUUCGUGCUCUUUUAAAAUCACAGCUGUUCCCUCUCUGCCUCUUCACAUGAAUGCCACUGCUCAGGCAAAAGCCUUCUCCGUAGUUCCUGCUAUCCUAUUUUGCACCACCACCAUGCUUUUCAAGUCAGCUUGUCAUGUUUACUUGCCUGUUUUUGUGAAUUGCAGCUGCUGCAUGUGCGACAUCCCUUGGCUCUGAGUUCAUGGUUAUCUUCAUAUCAGUCUAUCCUUAUCUCGUUUAUUCUGAAAUUUUGUAAAUUUCAGAUUAUCCUAAUGUCACAAAAUCAAAAAUCGAGACCUGUUAUUGCUGGUAGGCCCCAGAUUUCAUCUGUGGUGAUAAAUGUUUGUUUUUUGCUGUCCACAACAGGGUUCUUACUAGAGGAUAUUUAAAAGAUGCUUUUGUUUUAUGCUUUUAUGUGCUUGGGGGUUGGGUCUUUUUUAAAUUAGCUCUCUAAAGCUCACAGGUGUUUCUUCAGUCUGUUGGAAGAAAGAGUUUCUGUCCCAGUGUCAGGACAGGAAUACAGAGUUUUUAAAAGGAGUGUUUCCAGUGCUAGUUUUUAAGCUCUUUUUAGUAUGUCUGUACUGGGAUUAUUUCAAUGCUGUGGAAUCUGCCUAAACCUGCACCUGAAAUGUAGCAUAGGCGGGAAAAUAAUUUCCGUGGCCCAGUGCUUAGUUCACAAUUAAUUUCCAGCUUUUCCAGGAAGGAGGAAUUUGCAGUGUGUUUUGUGUUAUUAGCCUCUGCUCUGUUUUUUUUUUCAGUGGUUUUGGUUCCUCAGAAAAAAAUUACCUUAACCUCAUUACUUACCUUUCAAUGCUCCAGUUUGGAAGGCUGCAGAAGAUGCUGCAUUGUAGCUCUGCAUUCUCACAAUGUGAUCUUUCCUCUCUCUUUCAUUAUCUAUUUUGCUUAUCAGUAAAACUAGUUAAUGGCAUUAGUAUUUAUUUUUCUCUUUGGCUAUUUGAGGAGAAUGAGACAGCUGGGACUUCUGAACAAUUGUUUCAAGCUUUAUACAUCUCGUGGACACAGAACUCUGUAUGCUUUCAGUUUUAUACAUAUUUCAGAGAUUAUCUUCAGUUUUGAGAGCUAGAGUCUUAAAAUUGAUUGGAAUUUAAAAACGGCAGGCUAGUCCUUUUAUGCCUUUGAAUUCUGCAUCAUUGACCCUCUGUGAAUUGGCAUAGCUUGAACGAGGCUGAAGGCAUUUUGGUCAUGAAACGCAUACGCACAGAACAGAUUCAGAUGGCAGUGUCCUGCUACCUCAAGCGCCGUCAGUAUGUGGACUCGGAAGGUCCCCUAAAACAAGGGCUGAGGCUGUGUCAGACUGCUGAAGAGAUGGCAGCUAAUCUCACAGUCCAAUCUGAGUCUGGUUGUGCCAACGUUGUGUCUGCAGCUCCCUGCCUGGCAGAGCCACAGCAAUAUGAAGUACAGUUUGGACGAUUACGCAAUUUUCUGACAGAUUCAGAUUCUCAGCACAGCCAUGAAGUGAUGCCUCUUCUAUAUCCCCUCUUCGUCUACCUCCAUCUGAACAUGGUCCAGAAUGGCCUAAAAAGCACAGUGGACAGUUUUUACAGCCGCUUCCAUGGCAUGUUCUUGCAGAAUGCCAGCCAGAAGGAUAUCAUUGAACAGUUGCAGACUACCAUGACUAUUCAAGAUAUCCUGUCCAACUUGAAGCUCCGGGCUUUUCUGGACAACAAAUACGUCAUCCGCCUUCAAGAGGACAGCUACAACUACCUUCUUCGCUACCUCCAAAGUGACAACAACAACGCCCUGUGCAAAGUCCUGACCUUGCACAUUCACCUGGAUGUGCAGCCUGCCAAGAGGACUGACUACCAGCUCUAUGCUGGUGGGAGCUCCUCACGCAACGAGAGCAACGGCCUGGAACCCAGCGACGUGCCAGCUUCCAUUCUGCAGAAUGAGGCAGCGCUGGAUUUACUGCAGGACAGCAUUAAACGUGUCAAGGACGGGCCCCCUUCCUUAACCACCAUCUGUUUCUAUGCCUUCUAUAACACGGAGCAGUUGCUGAACACUGCAGAGAUUUCACCAAAUAGCAAGCUGCUCGCUGCUGGGUUCGAUAAUUCAUGCGUGAAGCUUUGGAGCCUGCGCUCCAGGAAGUUGAAGUCUGAGCCCCACCUUGUUGAUGUGUCCCGCAUCCGUUUGGCUUGUGACAUCCUGGAUGAGGAGGAGGAAGAGGAUGACCAUGCAGGCACAGAAAUGAAGAUCCUGCGAGGACACUGUGGACCUGUGUAUAGCACAAGGUUCCUUUCAGACAGUUCAGGACUCUUAUCUUGUUCUGAGGACAUGUCCAUCAGAUACUGGGACCUCGGAAGUUUUACAAACACUGUGUUGUACCAAGGACAUGCCUAUCCCGUCUGGGACUUGGAUAUCAGCCCCUGCAGCCUGUACUUUGCCAGCGGUUCCCACGAUCGCACUGCAAGGCUCUGGUCGUUUGAUCGGACGUACCCGCUGCGAAUAUACGCGGGCCAUUUGGCGGACGUGGACUGCAUCAAGUUCCACCCCAAUUCCAACUACUUAGCGACGGGCUCCACGGACAAAACCGUGCGCCUGUGGAGCACUCAGCAGGGCAACUCGGUGCGGCUUUUCACCGGGCACCGGGGCCCUGUGCUGGCGCUCGCCUUUUCCCCCAAUGGGAAGUACCUGGCAUCGGCAGGUGAAGACCAGCGGCUGAAGCUGUGGGACUUGGCAUCAGGAACUCUUUACAAAGAACUGAGGGGGCACACAGACAACAUAACCAGCCUUACUUUUAGCCCUGACAGUAGUUUAAUUGCUUCAGCGUCGAUGGACAAUUCGGUUCGGGUCUGGGACAUUCGGAACACUUACUGCAACGCCCCUGCGGAUGGGUCUUCCAGUGAACUGGUUGGUGUAUAUACCGGACAGAUGAAUAACGUACUGAGCGUACAGUUUAUGGCCUGUAAUCUUCUUCUAGUGACUGGAAUUGCACAAGAAAAUCAGGAACAUUAAUUUUGCUUUUUGUCUUAGGGAAGUGGGUGGGUGUCUUGAAUGCCAGAGUCCAUUGCAAGCUGAGAUUACUGACUGUGAAACACUUCUCUUCCUCUGCCCCCUUGAAAGGCAUGUUCAGAGUGAUGCAAAUGCUUUAAGAUGUCACAAAAAUGCCUGUGCUGUUGAACAGAAUAAGGAAAAAAAGGAGGAUUGAUGAAAAUACAUAUACAUUCUACUUUUGUACUUGUAGGAAUGGGAAAAGGGGGAGUAAAUCCAGUAGCUUGGGGAAACUGAAAGCCUGGCCCAGACAAGUGAAACUGCCAACCAGAUAAACUGGUGACCUGCACUUAAAUAUCCUUCAUUGAUUGAUGGGCACAUCUUACCUACUGUUAAUUUGGCUUGAGUGUGUGGAGAACUACUGGCCAAGUGGUUUUUGUUUUGUUUUGCUUUUGCUUUCCUGGUAUUGCAGAGGACCAGCAUUUUUAAGACCCUUCUAUUAAAAGAACAUUACGUAUUUUCUACAGUGAUAGUGGUCCUAAAUAUUUCAGCUCCAUACAGCACUUCUGGAAUAUUUUUGACUAAAGAAGGAGAAAAUACCUUUGUUCUUUUUUAGUAAGGGCAAGGAAAUCUGACCUCAGUUGGGGCCCAUCUCUGCAUUGUUGUUUGGGUUUGGUUCCUGGUACUAGCUGUGAUUAUGUGUAUUUAUGUUCCAUUAAUUAGGAAAUUUUCUGACUCUGGUUGCACUGUGUUUUGAGGAUGGGAGGACAGUGGGGACGGAGUGGUGGCUUUAAGGAUAAUGAACAACUUGCCUUGUCUGGAGGGACGGCACCAUAGAACGGAAACAGCCAAGUUGGGACUCCUAAUGGAAACAGGGCAUGGCAACCCACCACUGCACCUCACAGAAAGAUUUCCAUAAAUGGAAGUUGGCAGUCUAGGGGAGAGGGGGAUGAGGAGAAACACACAAAAUGACAUGGGAAAAAAAAUAGUAUUACUAAAUUAUUGUGUGUACACAGAGGCAGCUCUGCCAGUGUUGGAUUUUUCUCAAAUGUUGCAAUACCAGUUUCAUGAACAGUUUGUGAGAUAAAUCAUCAGCAUUUACAAGGAUCUGCAGAAAAAGCACGUUCUAGUUUGUCAUUUGGAGAGAUUAAAUAUUUCUGCUUUCUGGAAAGA